Messenger RNA from Ziziphus jujuba (common jujube), 1506 nucleotides. RefSeq names its product receptor-like protein EIX2. The record is from RefSeq and is a predicted model, not a curated record. The transcript is spliced from 2 exons. Gene Ontology annotation, molecular function: protein binding. NCBI's taxonomy places the organism in Eukaryota, Viridiplantae, Streptophyta, Magnoliopsida, Rosales, Rhamnaceae. The coding region runs from base 1 to 1506 and encodes 501 amino acids.
AUGGGUGGUUGUUUUCACGAGCUCUUGCUGAAACUUGUGCUUGUAUCAAUUGUAGCAGGCACAGUUUCAGUUUUGGGUUCAAGUUUUGGUACUAAUUAUUCCAACAAUAUUCGGUGCAUCGAGAAGGAGAGGCAAGCACUCCUCAAGUUCAAACAGGGCCUUGAAGACGAAGGAGGUUCGCUUUCUUCCUGGGGAAGCACUGAAGAUUGUUGCAUAUCUUGGAAAGGAGUCCGAUGCAGUAAUUCAACAGGUCAUGUUGUCAUGCUUGAUCUGCACUCAGAGGAGACUUGCUUGGGGUACACUCAGAGGAGAUUUGCACCCCAAGCCUGCAUCUUAAGUGGUGAGAUGAACAAUGCACUGUUGGAGUUGAAAUAUCUGAAUUAUUUAGACUUGAGUUUCCGAUAUUUCAAUAACACCAACUUCCUCGAGUUGAUCACUUCCUUCUCUAAUUUGAGAUAUCUAAAUCUCUCUUAUGGUGGUUUGAGUGGAACAAUACCAAGCCAGUUUGGAAAUUUGUCGAAUUUAAUUUCACUUGAUCUCAGGGGAAACACUGACUUGGAGGCCAAAAAUCUCGAUUGGCUCUCCCAUCUUCCAUCUCUGAGACACUUGGACAUGGACGGUGUGAAUCUAAGCAAGGCUGUGGAUUGGCUGCAAGUGGUUAACAUGCUCCCUUCUCUACAGCAUUUGAGUCUAAGAGAAUGUGGGCUUUCCACUGUGACUCCUCCUCCAACUCUAUUCAAUAUUAAUUCCUCUGCUUCACUUUCAUUCCUUGAUCUCAGUGAUAACCAAAUCACCUCCAUGAUAUUUCCUUCGUUGUUGAGACAUGCCAACAGCCUUGUUUUUCUUGACCUCUCUUUUAAUGAUUUACGCGGUUCAUUUCCACAUCACACUUUGGAGAAAGCAAUAUCACUUGUUCAUCUCGAUCUUUCUUACAAUCACCUAGAAAGGAUCGUACCAAAAUCCUUGGAGAAUUUUCAGAGUCUGCAGGUACUUAAUUUAUCAUCAAAUAAUCUCAGUGGAGAGGUGCUUAUUGAUUUUGCCAAACUCCCAUCCUUGAAGGAGUUGCGUUUGUCCAACAAUCACUUAAAUGGGAAUCUCCCCUUAAGUGUAGGGAAGCUGUCCAAGCUUGAGGUUUUGGAUGUUUCUUCAAAUUCUUUGGAUGGCACCAUCACCCAAGCCCACUUGUUGAAUUUCUCCCUCCUAAAAGAGUUGGAUUUCUCUUACAAUUCAUUCUCAUUGAACUUCAGUUCAGCUUGGGUUCCCACAUUUCAAUUGGACACUUUGAAAUUGAGCUCCUGCAAAGUAUCGGGAUCAAAGUUUCCUCAAUGGCUUCAAACCCAAAAGAAACCACGGCACCUGGAUAUAUCCAAUGCAAGCAUUUCAGACACCAUCCCCAACUGGUUUUGGGACAUGUCUUACAAGUUGAGAUAUGUGAAUCUAUCUUACAACCAGAUCAACGGCAUGGUGCCAGACUUAUCCUCAAGGUUUGUUGGUGUUAGACGCUAG